Messenger RNA from Bolinopsis microptera, 3504 nucleotides. RefSeq names its product coiled-coil domain-containing protein 178-like. The record is from RefSeq and is a predicted model, not a curated record. The transcript is spliced from 21 exons. Lineage: Eukaryota; Metazoa; Ctenophora; Tentaculata; Lobata; Bolinopsidae. Bases 9 to 2798 code for a protein of 929 amino acids.
AGGUUUGAAUGUCAGCAACCUCGACAAAGACCCAUUCUGCGUCCAGCAAGUCAAGCCGACGUGUAGCUUUCGCAGAUGCUGUCUCGGAUCACAAUUCUGGUGUAGGGACUGAACUUGAAAGUCGGAAUGAGAGUGUUCUUGAUUUAGCAGACAUGGAUCCAGGGGACCAGGUAGUACUGGACAUGGCCGACCACCCUCCAGCUCCCACAACUGCAGCUAGUGAUGGUCUGGAGUCUGCUUUAACCAUCUAUACUCCUGGUGAUGAGAUGGUGCACAUUCCUCAACUAGGAGGAUUGAGAAGGGAGAGUUGUGAGUGGACUAACACUAACCUGCCUUGUAUCAACAAGGUAGCUGCCCAUCUAGCAGCAUUACAGCGUCAGCUGGAAGUACCCCGAGAGUUGACGUACGAUGAAAUGGGGAGAUUGGAGAACAUGGUCGGCCCUACUCCUGGCAUGGUUAACUCCAUCAAAGUCACCUCUCUUACUUCCAAUCCGGGACUAGAAGUAGUGGACGAAGUAAAGACGCUGAUAGCGCGGCUGGAACAGGACAGACAACAGACCAUCAGGGCCUAUCAGAGAGAGGUAGAGCGAGUCAAACUCCUCCAAGUUCAGGUGGACAAGGUGGAGAGACGGAGACUUUAUAUUUUACCUAAAGCUGUGCAACUUGAACACGAAGCGUGUACACAAGAUAUCUCGGAAUUAAGGUGGGAUCUAGAUAACUGGUUGGAAGAGAAGAAGGAGAUGGAGAAGCAGGUUCUUGCUGCAGUAGAUAAGAACAGAAACCUUCAGAGCUCUAUCGAGGAGCUAACUGCACAGUGUCCGAAUAUCAAAGAGAAACUUGAAAUCGACAAGGAGUGUUUGGAGGGAAUUUCAGCUGACCUCAAGGAGAGUAAGUUAGCACUGAAAUAUACUCAAGAUUUAUACGCCAAAGCUAGACUUAAGCUUAAAAAGGCGGACGGCAGAGCUGAGUCAGAGAGGAUACAGUUAAGAAGUGAGCUGGCUAGCAUCAGGAAGACAUUGGCCGGAGUUCAAGGUGAGCUGCAAGAGGCUGAAGAUGUCAACGCUACACACAAUGCUGACAUAGAAGAGCUCAACAACGCGAUAGAUACUGCUAAGAUGGAUGGGAGCGUUCUUGACAGUGAAAUAGCAGAAGCAAAGAAACAAGAGAGAGAAUCUCAAUCGAGGGUUAACACAGCGAAGAUAAACUUACUAGAGGUUGCCGAAAAUAUCAAAGCUAGAAGGAGAGCCAACAAGCGUCUCUCCGAACAAAUGGCAGAAAAGGUUAGUCAGCGACAGUUAGAAUUGGAAAACCGAGACAAGAAAAAACAGAGAACUCUGAGAUUUGAUAAGAGCAUGCUGCGUGAGGCACUGCAAAGCUUCGUCAAAAUGGAGCGGGAAAUUUUGGAUUUUAAGAAGGAACUGACCGUCAGUAUCAAGAAAGCACGAGAUGACGAGAAGGCCACAAGCAGAGCACAAGCAGAACUGAAACAUCUCGACCAGCAACUACAGGUAGUGGUAGAGGAGGUGCAAAAACUGGCGGAGUUGAACGCGAAGCUCUCGUUAGAAGCACACCGUACAGAGGAAGAUAUCGUGAACACGGAGACUGCUCUACGUAACAACCUCACCAUGUUGCGCAAGACAUUGCAGGACGAGAUCCAGGCCAAAACUUCACUUUCCAACAAAAUGGAGAGCGAAGCGGAGGACUUUGAGAAGUACCAGGGGGAUUCCUCAAGAAAAUUGACUAGGACUCAAAAGAAAAAGAACGACCUGGAAGCGAUACACCAGAAGUAUUCUAACAAGAAAGAUGAUUUGAGUAACAAACUGACUGGUAUACACACGGAUCGAGAUAAGCUGCAGGCAGAGAUAGAUCACACUGCUACAACUUUCAAGGCGGAGAAGGAGGACCUUGAGAAACAAAUCACUCUGCUCAAACCGGAGGAAAAACAGGUUCGUGAGGAAAGUGAGGAGACCCAGAAAGCUAUAAACGACCUGCAGUGGCGUAACGAUCUCGUCAGCAAAAAGAUACAGGAGUGUUUAGAUGCCACUAGAGUCGUAAUGAAGAUUCAGAAACAAACUGACGAUCAAAUCGCAGAUUUGGGUAAAAAGAUCGAAAACUUUGAGAAUGAUUUGACUGCGGGUCAAGAGACAGAGAAACAGUUGCAGUCCAACCUGAACCACAUCAGAGAUAACCAACUUCUCCUACGAAACCAACAUAAGGCUCGACUCGACAAACGGGUCACAAUUUUCAACGAACUAAAGGAGACUGUGGCAGAACUGAUCGGAGAGAAUCAGAGGAACUCAGAAGCGUACACGGUGAUGCAGAAGAGGCAUCUCAAAGUAAAGGGCCAGUAUCAGAGAAUUCUAGACAGCAAACUCGGACUGGAGAUCAGCGUUAACGAGAUAACAAAGGUGGCGGCGCUACAGAGGAGAAUGCACAAAGCCCUGGUGUCCUACUACAUGCACCGAGGCUACCACAACAGAAUCGUACUGACGGACUUUGGCAAGGGUGCUGCUGUUAACUUACACCAGUUGGAGAAGAUUCACAGAAACCUUUAUGAUGUCAUAGCCAAAACUGACGUGUAUCUAGAUAAGCACGGUAGCGGGGUGUCCAGAAAGCAGCCCAGGGUUUCCACUCCCGAUCUGAAAAAAGCCGAGACGGACAUGUCCCGUCUCCCCAUCAUCAUAGAGACGCCUCCUCCACCUAAAGAAGCGAGGUCUGGUUCUGGGGCGGAAAGUGAGGCGACUACUGGAGCUCACACUAGACCUGCCACCACAGCCACUGAGGUGACUGCUCAGUGAACUGAACUUAUAGACUGAGCCGAACUGAGAGAGCUGGGUUUUAAGCCACUGUGAGCUUUGGAGUAUAUUUGGAGUGAAUUUUCUGUGAUCUCACGAAAUCUCUGAAAUCCCAAGAAAUUUAUUGUUUGUAGUUUUCAGAUCCAUGUAAUGUGUAAAUAGUUUUUUUGUCGCAGACUUUUUAUUUAAUGUCACGGUGAGAAAGGUUUCGGUCUUUCGAUUUCCAGACUUUAAUUUAACAGUUGCUCACUGCUCAGCCAAUCAGCCACAUUUUUGAAACAAAAACAAUACAUAUUUUUAUUGACCCGGCUGGUAAUAUCAGACAUUUUUAUCUAUGAUUUAUCGUUGUCCAUGGCUUGAGCCGAUAAGGUAUAUUAUGAAUACAAUAUUUGGUUUCAUUUAAUUAAUUUAUAAUUGCAACUUUAACUCAUAAUACCCUAUUCACUAAAUGCUUCUUAAUGCAUUUAAGACCUUACCUGUAUAACUAAUAACUAUCAAUACCAUAACGGUUACAAUACUUCAUUGCGAGUUCUCCUGUCUUGUUACUAAAACUGUGAUUUUAAAAUUUUAAUUAUAAAUGUGAAAUGUCAUUGCGCAUGUUUUUCAAAGAUAAAGCUAUUUUAAGUUUUAUAUAUUUUGGAAAUGCAAUUGAAUAUUUCAUUUGUUCUUUUCAAUUUGAAGUUAACGUGAAACUAAACUUUUGAUAAAA